This is a messenger RNA of Protopterus annectens (West African lungfish), 1047 nucleotides long. Its product is annotated as T-cell ecto-ADP-ribosyltransferase 1-like. The record is from RefSeq and is a predicted model, not a curated record. Bases 1 to 1047 code for a protein of 348 amino acids. NCBI's taxonomy places the organism in Eukaryota, Metazoa, Chordata, Ceratodontiformes, Protopteridae. Gene Ontology annotation, molecular function: NAD+-protein-arginine ADP-ribosyltransferase activity; NAD+ poly-ADP-ribosyltransferase activity. The transcript is spliced from 4 exons.
AUGGCUGGCAUUAGAGAGGGUGCAUGCUUCCAAGCACAGUGGUGGGGCAUUCAGGAGUCCAGGGCCAUGUUUGGACUCCUGGUGAAAAAACAUGAUGACCGGCUGCUGCAGGGAGGGUACCAGGGCUCAGAGAGCAAGGCAGAGGCCUGGGACCGGCUGACACAUGAACUCACUAGUGUGACAGGUAUCCCCCACACAGCUGCAGAGGAGAUAGCUCGCAACAUUGAGGUGGAUGCCGGGCACUUGGCCAGGUUGUGCCGUGAGUGUGAUUGUCAGCAGACCUGUAGCUUGGGCACAGUAAAGGAGGUGACUGGAUGCAAGCUGUUAGUUGUAUCUCAAUAUCAAAAGGCAUAUGGGAUCGAUGUGGAUUAUGCAAACUAUGCAUAUGAUGAUCAGUACAUUAAUUGUGCACAUGAUUUUGAGAGGAAGAGAAUUAAGCCAUUAUUUAAAAAUGAAAUAAAAAAAAAGAACAAUUACAAUGCUGUAUGGAAUAAGGCUGCAGGUGAAUGGAAAAAAAAACAGUCACAUAUAACAAACCUUCCUCAUAAUUUCAAAAAUGAAUAUGGAAUUGCUCUGACUGCAUAUACUAUGGAAGGUAAUAGUAUAUACAGUGACCUAAACAAAGCUGUACGUGAAGCUGGAAAAAAUCUGAACAGCUUUCAUUUCAAGUAUCUUCACUUCUAUUUGACAAAAGCUUUGCAGAGUUUGCGUAACAAAUCUAAUAAUAAAUGCUUUACUGUCUUUAGAGGAGUCAGUUACAAAUUUGGCUCUGUGAAUAAAAAUGUACGGUUUGGAAAUUUUGCCUCUUCAUCUUUAAAAAGAGAUGUAGCUAAAAACUUCAGUAAAGGAAAUGGCUUGUUUCAUAUUCAGACAUGUCAUGGUGUACGAAUUGCCAAAUUUUCUGUUUUUCCAAGUGAAGAAGAAGUACUAAUUCCUCCAUAUGAAGUCUUCAGAUCUACGAAGAAAAGCAAUUCAUUUAUGUACCUUAAAUCUCUGGGCAUCUGCAGUAACUAUAAUUGUGGAAUUAAACAAGGUAAUCUUAACUAA